Messenger RNA from Epinephelus moara (kelp grouper), 2414 nucleotides. RefSeq names its product UDP-N-acetyl-alpha-D-galactosamine:polypeptide N-acetylgalactosaminyltransferase 14 (GalNAc-T14) (gene galnt14). The coding region runs from base 230 to 1921 and encodes 563 amino acids. The record is from RefSeq and is a predicted model, not a curated record. NCBI's taxonomy places the organism in Eukaryota, Metazoa, Chordata, Actinopteri, Perciformes, Serranidae. Gene Ontology annotation, cellular component: Golgi apparatus. The transcript has 15 exons.
GAAGCGCUCGAGCCUCUGUGAGUUGGAGAGGGAGAGUGAAAAAGAGAGAGCGCGCGCUGUGUAGUCAGUGUUUUACCGUCAGCGGAACCGGACAGACUUGUAUGUGUGUGUUAGUUAGUAAGGGUUGUCCGGUUGAGUCUGGUUGUUUUAUUUGUUUGCUCGCUUCUCUAAAAAUGGGAUUCUGACAGCAGCCGGGCUGCGGGCGCCGCCGGCUCCUCCUGACCGGAAAAUGAAGCGUCUCUGUCGGAGGCUGGCGGUGGCCGUGGCGGUGCUGGUGUGGCUGGGGGCGCUGGUUUACCUGCUGGUGCUGAGCCGGAGGAAGCUGCCGGAGCUCGGUACCGGAGCAGGAGGAGGAGGAGUAGCGGGAGGCGGAGAGACAGCGUACAACCAGAUCUCAGAUGCAGAGUGGGAGGACAUGUUGGAGGGUUUUGAUGAACGUGGUUACCUGAGUGCUCGGCGCUGGAAGCCCGGUGACGACCCAUACACCCUUUACGCCUUCAACCAGAGAGAGAGCGAACGCAUCCCCAGCAACCGAGCCCUGAGAGACACACGACACUACAGGUGCACCAUUCUUCAUUAUGACUCUGAUCUUCCUCCAACUUCUAUCAUCAUCACCUUCCACAACGAGGCCAGAUCCACCCUACUGCGCACCAUCAGGAGCGUUUUGAACAGAACUCCAGUUCAUCUCAUCCACGAGAUCAUUCUGGUGGACGACUUCAGUGACGAUGAAAGUGACUGCCAGCUUCUCACCAAACUGCCUAAAGUCAGAUGUCUUCGCAACAACAAGAGAGAAGGUCUGAUCAGGUCCAGAGUGCGCGGGGCCGACGCUGCGAGGGCCGGGGUCCUCACCUUCCUGGACAGCCACUGUGAGGUCAACAAGGACUGGCUGCCGCCUCUGCUGCAGAGGAUCAAACAGGACCCAACUUGUGUGGUCAGCCCGGUUAUUGACAUCAUUAACAUGGACACUUUUGCCUAUGUGGCGGCCUCUGCUGAUCUCCGUGGAGGUUUUGAUUGGAGUCUCCAUUUUAAGUGGGAGCAGCUGUCGCCUGAACAAAGAGCCAUUCGGACUGACCCGACCCAGCCAAUCAAGACUCCCAUCAUUGCGGGCGGCCUCUUUGUGAUUGACAGGUCCUGGUUCAAUCACCUUGGCAAAUACGACACUGCUAUGGACAUCUGGGGUGGGGAGAACUUCGAGAUCUCGUUCCGGGUGUGGCAGUGUGGCGGCAGUUUGGAGAUCCUGCCCUGCAGCAGAGUGGGUCACGUCUUCAGGAAGAAACACCCGUACGUCUUCCCUGAGGGUAAUGCCAACACGUACAUUAAGAACACACGUCGCACAGCUGAGGUGUGGAUGGACGACUUUCGUCUCUUUUACUACUCUGCUCGGCCUGCAGCACGAGGGAAAUCCUACGGAGACAUCCGAGGCAGAGUGGAACUCCGCAAGAAGCUCAAGUGCAAAUCCUUUAAGUGGUACUUGGACAACGUCUAUCCAGAGCUAAAGGUCCCAGACGACUCUGACUCUCAGUCCGGGGUGAUCAAACAGCGGCAGAACUGUCUGGAGUCUCGCAGGUUGGAGGGCCAGGAGCUGCCAGUCCUUACACUGGCUCCCUGCAUAGGAAAGGAGGGGGUCCCUGCCCCCAACCAGGAGUGGGUGUACACUCACGGGCAGCAGAUCCGACAGCAGCAGCACUGUCUGUCUCUGUCCACCACCUUCCCUGCCUCCCAGGUCCUGCUGAUGCCCUGCAACAUGGCUGACGGCAAGCAGCGAUGGCAGAAGUCGGGGACUCACCUGGAGCACCUCGUCUCUCGGUUCUGUCUGGACUCUGAGAUGGCUUUGGAUGGGAUGGACUCCUCUCGAAUGCUGGUCAUCAGCCCCUGUGAACUGAGUGCGUACACACAGAGAUGGGAAGUCCCCUUCUCCUGACCCCUGGCCCCCUAACCUUUCAACUCCCACAAACCUACCCCGUCACCCGUUCACAGCCUCAAAGACCUGCGCAGAGACAGCUGCUCUGACAGAGUGAAGAUGCAUGAGCACGUCGUGUCAAAGUGCUGCAGCUGAAUGGAACGUUUUUUAAGACUUUUUGACGCCUCUUCACUGUUGAUCGUGAGAAAAAAAGUGCGGAUCUGUGGGAUCUAAAAUACUGAUUUACUAAGGAUCCGUGCUGGAUCAGAACAUCACUGAAAGGAAGAGACACAUCAGAAAUGUCUGGUUUAUUUUAUCUUAAAGUGUGUAUGUUAGAGGCUGAUGAGAAGUUUGGGGAAGAGUCAAACCAAGUGCACCUUAAAACCCUGACCUGUCACAGACUCCAGUUGGACAGAAAAAAUAUCAGAGAAUGUGUCUUGUAAUCUUUUGCAUUGAAAGUGUCUGUUUUUGAGGAUGUUUAAGAAUCUGGGAAUUAAAACCAAGCACAACUCAA